This is a messenger RNA of Anguilla anguilla (European eel), 5412 nucleotides long. RefSeq names its product adipocyte enhancer-binding protein 1-like. Gene Ontology annotation, molecular function: RNA polymerase II transcription regulatory region sequence-specific DNA binding; zinc ion binding; metallocarboxypeptidase activity. Gene Ontology annotation, biological process: proteolysis; negative regulation of transcription by RNA polymerase II. The record is from RefSeq and is a predicted model, not a curated record. Bases 637 to 4704 code for a protein of 1355 amino acids. NCBI's taxonomy places the organism in Eukaryota, Metazoa, Chordata, Actinopteri, Anguilliformes, Anguillidae. The transcript has 21 exons.
GCGCAAAGAGAAGCAGGGCUGGCCAUCUCUCUGUUUUUAAAAGCUCUGCAGCUGUCCAAACUGUCUGCCAUCUGGGCAGGGCAGAGGAGGGAAAGAGUCUCCACCUCUGGAACUCUGCAUCUUGUGAGCCUUCCCACCUACCCUAUGACAGACUACAGAGAAAAUUCUAGAGUACUACGUCUUUGAGGAACGGGGGAGGCUGUUCUCCUGGUCUGCAGAGAGAGAGAGAGUACAUCUCCACUUCACCAAAUUUCUUUCUCUUUUUCUCUUUACAUUUUACCCUCCAACAGGAAUACAACUGAUCUCCUCACCUGUGAUUUUCCAAAGGACUCUGCAAAAACUGGACGCAUGCACCCGAUUCCCCGGAGAACCCUCUGGUUUUCAGCCUGAACGCUCAGUUGGAUUUUACAUCUAAAGCGCAAUCUCUGAUUGAGUUUCAUUCUUUCCUUAAUCUCUGGGAGCACUCGUACCGGCACCACCAUUUCAGGGGUUUUCCUGCAAAAAAAAGAGAAAAAAAAAACUCAGCCGUUUGUGACCACUGAGCACAUUUUGAGAGUGAGUGGAAACUCUGCCUGCCUCUGUGCCGGGAGCCCAAAGCGACUAGAGGACUCUGAGGAGGGAUAAAGCUGGUAGAAGAUGAGGUGGGGCGUGGCACUGCUGUGUGCCACCUUCCUGGCUCUGUGCUGGGUGCUGGCGCACUCUGAGGACGGGGACUCGCGGGCUCUGCUGACCAGCAGCAGGGCCCUGGGGGGCCGGGGAAGGCGGGACAGGGGGCCCCUGCAGCGACGGAAAGACGAGCAGCGGGACGAGCCGAGAGAUGAGGAGGAGCUCGUGGACAGUCCCGCCGCAGACCCGAAAAAGGGAAAGAAGUCCAAAUCAAAGAACAAGAAAUCUCCAGAGGAAGCAUCUGCAGCAAGGGCCAGAAAGGCUGCUGAGAAGGAGGCCAAAUCAAAGGUACCAAGAGCCCCCAAACCCACGAAAAAGCCAAAGGCACCAAAGAAACCCAAAACCACGAAAAAGCCGAAAACCACCAAGAAACCCAAAGAUAAGUCCACCAAGAAACCCAAGGACAAGGCAAACAAGAGACUCAAGGAGGCAGAGGAGGAAGUGCAGACAGACAGGCCACUGACAACGCCGCCCAGCAUGGAGGAGGAGGAGCGCAUUACGACCGAGCUGGCCUGGGACAGAAUGUUCCAAACAGAUCCCACAGACGGCCCCAUGGUGGAACGGGAAUUAACCGAAAAAGAGGACUAUUCAUACCCAGAACCUCCAGACCCAGACCAGCUGUACCCAGAACCUUCAUACCCAGACCAGCCAUACCCCGAACUCACAAACACAGACCAACCAUACCCAGGAACCCCAAACCCAGACCAAACAUAUCCAGAGCCUCCAUACCCAGAUGAACCCUACCCAGACCAACCAUACCCAGAACCAGAUGACUAUGACUGGAAAACAGAAGAGCCAAUGACGCCAGAUACAACGGCUGAGACCACAGUGUUUAAAGAGGAUGAUGGGGAUGACUACUGGGAUCCCAAAUAUGAGGGGCCUGAUCCCUUCCCAUUCCCUGAUGGCAAGGCGGUCAUACCUACGGAAGAAGACUGGAGCUAUCACAUCACAGCGGAGCCCAGUCCUGCACCAUAUGAAGCACCGUGGUAUGACGACUAUGACGACUAUAACACUGCGAGGAAGAAAGAAGAGGAGGAGACAGAUGACUUUUGGAAAGAGUUUGAGGAAAAAGAAAUACAGAUAAAGAAGGAAGAUGAGAGGAGAGAGAGGCCACCUCCUGUCCUUGCUGCACCAAAAAAAUGCCCCCCUCUUGGACUGGAGUCCCACCGUGUCAAUGGAGACCAGCUCAUUGCUUCUUCCAUGUUACAUUAUGGGUUUGGCCCCCAAAGAGGACGUCUCAAUAUGCAGGGAACAGAUGAUGAGGAUGACUCCUACGGUGGAGCCUGGUGCGCUAACUCAGAGGAAGGAAACCACUGGUUCGAGGUUGACGCUCGGCGGGAGACAGAGUUCACCGGCGUCGUCACCCAGGGCAGGGAUUCCAAAAUACACAACGAUUAUGUCAGCACGUUCUAUGUGGCCUUCAGCAAUGACAGUCGGGAAUGGACUGUGCUCCAUGACGGAUUCGCUGACUGGCUGUUCUUCGGGAACGCGGACAAGAGCACGCCGGUCGUGUCCUACUUUAUGGAGCCCGUGGUGGCGCGCUACAUCCGGAUCCUGCCCCAGAGCUGGAACGGCAGCCUCUGCAUGCGGCUGGAGGUGAUGGGCUGCCCCCUGCCUGAUGCCAACAGCCAGCAGAGUCAGAAUGAAGUCACUCCAGUAGACUACCUGGACUUCAAGCAUCACAACUUGGAUGAUAUGAUACAGUUGAUGAAAGCGAUCAAUGAUGAGUGCCCGAACAUUACCAGAAUCUAUGAGCUUGGCACCAGCUACAAAGGACUGAAGAUAUAUGCCAUGGAGAUCUCUGACAACGCCGGGGAACAUGAGACAGGUGAGCCAGAGUUUCGUUACACGGCCGGCCUUCAUGGCAACGAGGCCCUGGGGCGGGAGCUGCUGAUUCUCCUGAUGCAGUACCUGUGCAAGGAGUACAAGGACGGCAACCCGCGAGUGCGCCGGCUAGUGGACGGCGUGCGCAUCCACCUGGUGCCCUCGCUAAACCCAGACGCUUACGAGCUGGCGUACAAAGCGGGCUCGGAGCUGGGCAACUGGGAUUUGGGCCACUGGACGCAGGAAGGCUAUGACAUCUUUCAGAACUUCCCUAACCUCAACACUGCCCUGUGGGAGGCGGAGGACAAGGGUUUGGUCCCCAAGGUCAUGCCGAACCACCACGUCCCCAUUCCGGAAAAUUUCCUGGCAGAGAACGGCUCGGUUGCUGUGGAGACCAAAGCCAUCAUUUCAUGGAUGGAGCAGAUCCCCUUUGUGCUGGGGGCCAACCUUCAGGGAGGGGAGAAGGUGGUGACGUACCCCUACGACAUGGACCGGACCGCCAAGCUGAAAGAAGAGGGUGAGGUCAGGAGCCGGAAGAAGCGGCAAUAUCAGGAGGGCAACGAUGAAGCGAUGUGGAGGAGCAUGUACCACCACCACGAGGCCGAGCAGGAUCCGAGAGGCUACCAUCACCACCUGGCAGAGCUGGAUCCGAGAGGGUACCGUCACUAUCAGGCAGCGCAGGAACAGAGAGGGUACCAUCACCAUCAGGAAGGGGAGGACUCAAGAGGGUACCAUCACCAUCAGGAAGAGCAGGAUCAGAGAGGGUACCAAUACCAUCAGGAAGAGCAGGAUCAGAGAGGGUACCAAUACCAUCAGGAAGAGCAGGAUCCUAGAGGGUACCAAUACCAUCAGGAAGAGCAGGAUCCUAGAGGGUACCAAUACCAUCAGGAAGAGCAGGAUCAGAGAGGGUACCAUCACCAUCAGGAAGAGCAGGAUCAGAGAGGGUACCAUCACCAUCAGGAAGAGCAGGAUCAGAGAGGGUACCAUCACCAUCAGGAAGAGCAGGAUCAGAGAGGGUACCAUCACUAUCAGGUAGAGGAGGAUCCAAGAGGGUACCAUCACAAUGAGGAAGGGGAGGACUCGAGAGGGUACCAUCACAAUGAGGAAGGGGAGGACUCGAGAGGGCACCAUUCCCAUGAGGCACGGGAUGACCCGAAAGUGUCACCCGAUGACUCCAUGUUCAGAUGGCUGGCCAUUGCCUACGCCUCCACCCAUCACACCAUGAGUGACACCAUCCGUGGCGCGUGUCACACCGAUGACACAGCCAGAAGACACGGCAUCGCCAACCGUGCCCAAUGGAAGCCUGUCGUGGGCAGCAUGAAUGACUUCAGCUACCUGCACACCAACUGCUUUGAGCUGUCCAUCUUCCUGGGUUGUGACAAGUUCCCCCACGAGAGUGAACUGCCCCGUGAGUGGGAGAACAACCGCGAGGCCCUGCUCGUCUUCAUGGAACAGGUGCAUCGUGGGAUUAGGGGUGUGGUGAAAGACCAAGAAGGAAACCCCAUCGCCAAUGCCACCAUAUCUGUGGAGGGUGUGAAUCACGAUGUCACGACAGCGGCCGCAGGGGACUACUGGCGUCUGCUGAACCCAGGGGAGUACCGCGUGACGGUGCGGGCUGAGGGCUACACCCCCGUCACCCAGCUGUGCGUGGUGGGUUACGACCUGGGGGCCACGCCCUGUAGCUUCACCAUCGCCAAGUCCAACUGGGACCGAAUUCAGCAGAUCCUCGCCAUGUACGGCAACAAGCCAAUCCGGCUGAUCAGCAACACCAGAGGGUGGGGGAACAGGUACCCGAACUCGCACGUCACCGGGACGACGAGCGUUGGGGGCGGGAACGGGGAGCUCACCUCCCGCCAAAGGCGCCUACGCCGCCUGAGGUUGCUGCGCUUGCGUCGACUGCGCCAGCAGAGGCUGAGGGCUGGCAUGACCACGACCGAGCCGCCAACGACCACCACCACCACCACCACCCUCCCGCCAACCACGACUCCGCCCCCCACCACCACUCCACCCCCCACCACCACACCCCAACUGCCUGAAACCACUGCCACUCCCCAACUGCCCGAGACCACCGCCACACCCGAACUGCCCGAGACCACCCCCUCCUGGUACGACUCCUGGUUCUACGAGAACCCCACCACCGCCGCCGACGGACCGAGCUACACCUUCAACGAGACCACGCAAGAUUACGAGUACAAAGUAGAAGAAUAUUACUAGCGCCACGCAUUCACACUUCCGCAAAUAUGAAAGGGGAGGGUUUUAUUAGUGCCAGCCGUGUGCAAAGGGAGGGGAGAACUUCCCAGAAAGCAAAGGCUUCCAGUCAAGAGAUUUUCUAAAAGAGCACAGCAACCUUCCCGCAUUUCUAUGCAAAUACAAGUAUCAAAAUGUCAGUUUCUUUAAGAGCGCCUCGGGGUGUAGAGGCCGUUACACCUUAUUUAGCACGCGUGUGGGGAUGGGUUUCAUGGCUCUCGCUCCUCUGAAGAAAGUCGCAUUACAGGUGAUACACAGGGGCCUUCAAUCUGAGUGUGCUUAACAGACACCACCAUAGAAACUGUGUGGAGAAAAUAAGAUAAUGAAAACUAGCAAUCCAUCCUGGCCUCUUUGUAGUAAACACACUUUCCUGCAAAAACUAACAAAUGGCUUUUUGAAGUGAAAGCGCUUCAUUCAGUUAUCAUUAAUCAUUUUCCCCUGCCUCCUGAAUCCCAGAGAGGCGAGCAGUUCACCUUUCACAACUUUCAUUUAAAAAAAUGCAAGAGUUGAAUUUAUUUACAAUGUUUUGCCACAGUUAACAAAGACAAUGUCUUUGGAGAGAAGAGUCAGUUUAGACAAAACAGUUGGUUAUGACUGGAGGGAUUGUCUAAAAUGCUAAUUAAACAGUUGACACAGGAAUUGUACAUAUCAUUUAAUAAACAUUGGUUUGCUUAA